AACUCAUUUCUCGCGCGCAAGUUUCAGAAAAUCCUGUAAAUUCUCUCAUUUCGUCCAAUUAGUUUCAGUUACGGCCCGUUGACUCAGCUCAACUUACCGGAGUUCUCAGGAUCUCGCCGGAAAAUUCUCUGCUAGUUUGCCGCUGCAAAUUUUUUCUGAAUUGUUAAGGCGGAUCGGACUUGAUGAAGAACGGGAUGAUAAAGUGCAGCGCAUGUCAUUCUAAUUUUGUUUCUACAACAGAAACUAUUUCAAGUGCAAAUGAUCAACACAGAAGCAAGAAAUCUUCAAAACCACUUGCUCUUAGUGUCCUUUUGGUUGUAGGUGAUUGUAUCCUUGUUGGUUUACAGCCUGUUUUGAUAUUUAUGUCGAAAGUGGAUGGAGAAUUCAAGUUUAAUCCCCUAAGUGUCAACUUCUUGACAGAGGCAACGAGAUUUCUCUUUGCAAUAGCAAUCAUUUUAUUACAGCCAAGAGUCUGCCGGAAACAGUCUCUCUGCCUUCUUGAAGGAAGGGGUAAGUCCAGGUAUCAAAAAGUUGGAGAAAAGCCACUUCUUUCAGCAUCCACUUUUGUACAGGGUGCGCGCGACACUGUCCUUCUAGUUGUACCUGCAUUACUCUAUGCUAUCAAUAACUACAUGAAAUUCAUCAUGCAGUUAUAUUUCAAUCCAGCAACAGUGAAGAUGCUGAGCAAUCUAAAGGUUCUGGUUAUUGCUGUACUGCUGAAAGUUAUCAUGAAACGCCGAUUUUCCAUAAUUCAGUUGGAAGCUCUUGCUUUGUUGCUUAUUGGAGUUAGCAUAAAUCAACUUCAAUCUCAUCCUGAAGGUACCACUACUUUUGGUCUUCCAGUUACAGCAAUUGCAUACAUCUACACACUGAUUUCCGUUAUUGUGCCUUCUUUGGCCUCGGUAUACCAUGAAUAUGCUUUGAAGAGCCAAUACGACACAAGUAUUUAUCUUCAGAACUUAUGCUUAUAUGGAUAUGGUGCUAUAUUCAACUUUCUUGCCAUUCUUGGGAUGGCUAUAUUCAAAGGUCCGAGUAGCUUUGAUAUAUUGCACGGGCAGUCAAAAGAAACCAUGCUUCUGAUAUUUAUUAGUGCAGCUCAUGGAAAUCUAUCCUCCUUUUUCUACCAAUAUGCUGAUACAAUUUUGAAGAAGUAUUUGGCGAUUAUUGCAACACUAUUUACAGGCAUAGCAUCUGCUUUGUUGUUUGGUCAAACGCUGACGAUAAACUUCAUUCUGGGAAUUUCUGUUGUGUUCAUUUCAAUGCACCUGGUACUGAGAUUCAAAGAAAUUUAUACCCUUCUGGUUAUUGCCUUUUUAUAUAUUCUUCGGGUUAAAUUUAAACUUUUUUUUAUUCUUUAG
Messenger RNA from Nicotiana attenuata, 1358 nucleotides. RefSeq names its product CMP-sialic acid transporter 5-like. Gene Ontology annotation, biological process: pyrimidine nucleotide-sugar transmembrane transport. Bases 183 to 1358 code for a protein of 391 amino acids. Gene Ontology annotation, molecular function: pyrimidine nucleotide-sugar transmembrane transporter activity. The transcript is spliced from 12 exons. The record is from RefSeq and is a predicted model, not a curated record. NCBI's taxonomy places the organism in Eukaryota, Viridiplantae, Streptophyta, Magnoliopsida, Solanales, Solanaceae. Gene Ontology annotation, cellular component: Golgi membrane.